CAGCCUGGAGCAGCUCCUCUCGCCCAUGGCCUUUACGCCCAACAGCAGCCUGGACCCAUGUGCAAAAGAGACAGUGCUGAAUGCCAUCAAGGAGAGCAGAAAGAGGGCUGUGGAGGAGGAGGAGGAGGACCAGGCUUUUGGGAACGACCAGGAGAGCAAGAGAAGGCGCCACGACAGCAGUGGAAGCGGCCAGUCAGCAUUCGAGCCGCUUGUGGCCAACGGUGCCCCUGCCUCUCUCAUACCCAAGCCUGGCUCCCUGAAGAGGGGUCUUGUGUCACACUGCCUGGAUGACUGCUCCAACAAGAGGUCUCGCACCUCUUCCAUGAGCUCCCUGAACACCUCGUGCGCUGGCGGGAUCCCCAGCUCCGUCCGCAAUGCCAUCGCCAGCUCCUACAGCUCCAGCCGAGGCCUCGCGCAGCUGUGGAAGACGAGCGGUGUGAGCGUGUCCCCGCUGUCCAGCCCAGCGUCCUCCCGCUCCCAGACACCGGAGUGGCCUCUCAAGAAAGCAAGGGAAGAGGAAUCUCUUCGCUCCAACGCUUCCACUCCAGUGAAGUCAGACAAGGAGCUUCAGACUGAAAAAGUGGUGGAGACGCCCGUGCGGAAGCAGCAGAAUUCCCUGAGCUCUCCGUCCGUGUUGGGAAGCAGUGGGAAGCGCAAGCGGAAGAUCCAGUUGCUGUCGUCGCGCCGGGGCGAUCAGCUCGCUCUGCCCCCGCCGCCUCAGCUGGGUUAUUCCAUCACCUCGGAGGACCUGGAUGCGGAGAAGAAGGCAGCGCUGCAGUGGUUCAACAAAGUCUUGGAGGAUAAGGCUGAUGCUGCCCCCAGCACCACUGCAGAGACUACGCCUCAACCCCGGCCGCUGGCGUUCACAGUGACCUCCCCAGGGCCUGCGCCUGUGGCAACAACUGCACCUGCCAGCAACAAAUCCCUCUUGGACAGCCUGAAGAAGAUGCAGAGCAACCAGGCUGCCCCCGUGCCGGCAGACUCUUCUGGAGCUACAGUGGUGUCUCCACCAUCUUCAUCAGCACUGCAGCUGCUCGCUCCACCUGCAUCGCUGGAGUCGAGCUUGUUACCUGUGACUUCUGCUGACACCAAACCUAUGCCUGUAUUAAGCAUAACUGCCCCGUCUGCCCCUCCUGCCUCUGGGGCACAGCCUGCCAGCAGCCUGGCGAGUCCUUCAUCCACAGAGCUGGGCCAGACCCCCAGCAAACCUUCCUCCUUUCCAAAGCCAAGCAUCCUUUUCGGGAUGCUGAGCACCCCUCCGGCCAGCCAGCCAGCAACCACAGCGCCUGCUGCUGCCCCCACCACCACAACCCCUGUUUUCAAACCCAUCUUUGGAGCCCCGCUGAAAAGCGAGAGCCCCGCGCCCUGUACGACUGUUGUCUCUGCUGCGGUUGUGUCUGCAAGCCCAGGCCCUUCCUCCACAUCUGCGGCCGCUACCAUGUUCAAGCCUAUCUUCGGCAGCGUGACAGCAGCUUCAUCUCCAGCGAAGGCCUCUCCUUUCGCGUUCAAACCGACGGCACAGCCGGCCUCGGCUGCAGACCCGACAACAGCCUCCACCACCGCCCCGCCGUUCCUUUUCGGAGGCCCAGCCAGUUCUGCUCCCAGCACAGACAGCAGCUUUGCAGCCUCGGGGCCCGUGUUCCAGUUUGGAAAAACAGCUCCAGCCACAGUCUCUGCCACCACCAGUGUCCCAGGAGGCUCUGCCUUUGGCCAAGCACCUUCCACCACAACUGCUCCCACCACUGCCGCGGGCUUUAGCAUUUUUGGAGGCACCGCCCUGACAUCCACGCCAGCAACCACAGGUCAGUCAACCAAGGCCCCCACGGGCCCCGUCGCCUUCGGCCCCUCGUUCCCGUUCGGAGCCCCCGCGGCGCAGCCCGCCGCUCAGACGCCGUUCGGCAGCAGCGCGCAGCCGCCCUUCGGUGCCACCAGCACCCAGGGCUCCUUUGGCACCAGCAGCAGCCAGGCAGCGUUUGGAACCACCACGUCCGUCUUCUCUUUCGGGACUGCCACCACCACCACGGCCAGCUUCGGCCCCAGCACCCAGACCACAAGCAGCAGCGGCGGCACCGCAGCCCCCGGCACCGGCCCCUCUCCGUUCACCUUCGGGGCGUCUGCCCAGCCGGGUCCCUCUGCCAGUGCCUUUGGGAUCGGCACCCCCAGCGCGCUGGGGGCGCAGAACCAGAGCUCGCCGUUCGCCUUCAGCGUGCCCAGCACUCCCGACAACAAACCCGUGUUUGGAGGAACGCCGGCUCCCACCUUCGGGCAAAGCACGCCUGUCCCGGGAGCAGUGGGGAGCGGGAGCAGCAGCCUUUCCUUCGGGACACCCAGCACUCCUGCCUCAGGCUUUGGCGGAGUCGGAACUUCCUUUGGUUCCUCGACUCCGGCGUUUUCCAUCGGGGCAGGAUCCAAGACCGGGGCUCGCCAGCGGCUGCAGGGGAGGAGGCAAGCGCAAAAA
Tinamus guttatus (white-throated tinamou) is the source of this 2458-nucleotide messenger RNA. Lineage: Eukaryota; Metazoa; Chordata; Aves; Tinamiformes; Tinamidae. The record is from RefSeq and is a predicted model, not a curated record.